AUGGCGAACCGUAUAGCUACCACUGAGUCCAUUCCAAAUGAGUCCACACUGCUCAUACCCAAAUUCCCGAAUCUCGAAAGGGAGGAUGGACAGUACUCGAAGAAAAGUCUCAUUCUUGCUGAAUUUGGGUUGCUUCUCAAGGGAAGUACUCCGGUAAUUCUAGCAUACACGUUACAAAACAGCCUACAGACAAUCUCCGUUCUGAUCGUUGGACGGUCCUCGCCUGAGAAUCUGGCAGCAGCAGCUUUCUCGUACAUGUUUGCCAUGUGCACGGCGUGGUUGAUUGGCCUUGGAGGGACUACAGCACUUGAUACUCUAGCAUCUUCAUCUUUUACCGGAAGUGCUAACAAGCAUGAUCUUGGGAUCUUGCUUCAGCGUGGAUUCUUUGUUCUGGGGCUAUUCUAUGUUCCAGUUGCUAUUCUCUGGGCCCUUUCUGAACCGGUGUUCCUCUUUCUCGGCCAGGAUCCAAAUUUAUCCCGGGACAGUGCUAGGUUCUUGACUUGCUUGAUUCCGGGUGGUUUGGGUUAUAUCUACUUUGAAUCUAUGAAGAAGUAUCUGCAGGCUCAAGGUAUUAUGCGUCCGGGGACAUACGUCCUCUUGAUCACUUCACCGGUCAACGCAGGUCUGAACUAUCUCUUUUGCUACACCUUGGACAUCGGCCUCCUCGGCGCUCCGAUUGCUACAAGUAUAUCAUACUGGCUAUCGUUCGCAUUGCUUGUACUAUACACUUGCUUCAUAGCCGGCUCGGAGUGCUGGGGCGGAUGGUCACGCGCAGCCGUCCAGAACAUAGGCACAUUUGCCCGUCUAGCUUUCCUGGGUGUCAUUCAUGUUGGUACUGAAUGGUGGGCUUUUGAGAUUGUUGCACUGGCUGCGGGUCGGCUAGGUACAAUCCCACUUGCUGCCCAAAGUGUGAUCAUGACUGCAGACCAAGUUCUGAACACGAUUCCGUUCGGCGUGGGUGUUGCUGCAUCCACAAGGGUUGGCAAUCUCCUCGGCGCUAGGAAUGCCCACGGAGCAGCUCGCGCCGCCCACACAGCUGCAUUCGUUAGUAUUCUGCUCGGCGGAAUAGUCCUAGCCGUACUGAUGGGGACACGGCAUUCGUUUGGAAGGAUAUUCAACGACGACGAUAACGUAGUGCGCCUUACCGCUGAGGUUCUUCCCUACGUGGCACUCUUCCAAAUUGCAGAUGGUCUAAACGGCAGCUGCGGGGGCAGUCUACGAGGGAUGGGCCGUCAACACAUCGGCGCACUUGUCAAUCUGAUUAGCUAUUAUGGUGGCGCAUUGCCACUCGGUAUCUGGCUGGCCUUUCAUGGCUGGGGUUUGAAAGGGUUGUGGGUUGGCCAGUGCAUUGCGUUAUACUUGGUUGGGGCUCUAGAAUGGGCUAUUGUCUAUCUGAGCAACUGGGAUAAAGAGGUGGAUAAGGCGUUUCAGAGGAUGGACGUGCAGGCUCGGCUUGAAGACGGUGUCGUUGAUACGUCGGUGAUGUAG
Messenger RNA from Talaromyces stipitatus ATCC 10500, 1488 nucleotides. Its product is annotated as MATE efflux family protein subfamily, putative. The transcript is spliced from 2 exons. Gene Ontology annotation, cellular component: membrane. The coding region runs from base 1 to 1488 and encodes 495 amino acids. NCBI's taxonomy places the organism in Eukaryota, Fungi, Ascomycota, Eurotiomycetes, Eurotiales, Trichocomaceae. Gene Ontology annotation, molecular function: antiporter activity; xenobiotic transmembrane transporter activity. The record is from RefSeq and is a predicted model, not a curated record. Gene Ontology annotation, biological process: xenobiotic detoxification by transmembrane export across the plasma membrane.